Messenger RNA from Penicillium waksmanii, 2001 nucleotides. RefSeq names its product GMC family oxidoreductase. NCBI's taxonomy places the organism in Eukaryota, Fungi, Ascomycota, Eurotiomycetes, Eurotiales, Aspergillaceae. Gene Ontology annotation, molecular function: oxidoreductase activity, acting on CH-OH group of donors; flavin adenine dinucleotide binding. Bases 1 to 2001 code for a protein of 666 amino acids. The record is from RefSeq and is a predicted model, not a curated record. The transcript has 9 exons.
AUGACCAUCCCAGAGGAAGUUGAUAUCAUCAUUUGUGGAGGCGGGAGUUCAGGAUGUGUGCCUGCAGGCCGCCUCGCCAAUCUUGACCAUAAUCUCUCGGUUUUGUUGAUUGAAGCUGGAGAGGACAACUUGAACAACCAAUGGGUAUAUCGACCUGGUAUAUAUCCCAGAAAUAUGAAGCUUGAUUCAAAGACCGCAUCUUUCUAUCAUUCACGCCCAUCCGAGCAUUUGGAUGGACGCCGGGCUAUCGUACCUUGUGCCAAUAUCCUUGGCGGGGGAAGUUCGAUCAAUUUUAUGAUGUACACUAGAGCUUCUGCAUCGGAUUAUGACGAUUUCCAAGCAAAGGGCUGGACGACCAAGGAGCUUUUGCCUCUCAUGAGAAAGCAUGAAACAUAUCAGCGAGCCAGCAAUAACCGCGAUAUACACGGAUUUGAGGGUCCCAUUAAGGUGUCAUUUGGUAAUUACACCUAUCCAAUUGCACAGGACUUUCUUCGUGCGGCAGAAUCGCAGGAUAUUCCGAUCACGGAUGAUUUACAAGACCUAAAGACUGCGCAUGGUGCUGAGCAUUGGUUGAAAUGGAUCAACCGAGACACUGGUCGACGUAGCGAUGCUGCUCAUGCAUAUGUGCACAGUACGCGCGCAAAAUACAGUAACUUGCAUCUGAAAUGCAAUACAAAGGUUGCGAGGGUUAUUAUUGAGAAUGGACGGGCAGUUGGAGUCGAAACGGUUCCAACCAAGCCUCUCGGUGGCGAGAAACCUGUUCGUAAAGUCUUCCGGGCGCGAAAGCAAAUCAUUGUGUGUGGCGGUACACUCAGUUCGCCAUUGAUUCUCCAGAGAUCUGGAAUUGGGCAUCCGGAGACGCUUCGCCAAGCUGGUGUUGAACCACUCGUGAAUCUUCCGGGUGUAGGCCGAAACUUCCAAGAUCAUUAUCUCACCUUCUCUGUUUUCCGAGCGAAGCCAGAAGUCGAAACAUUUGAUGAUUUCAUCCGUGGUGAUCCCAAAGUCCAGAAAAAGGUAUUUGAGGAGUGGAAUCUCAAGGGUACUGGUCCUUUGGCAACGAACGGAAUUGAUGCGGGUGUCAAGAUUCGCCCUACUCAGAAGGAGCUGGAUGACAUGAAGAAAUGGCCGACCCCAGAGUUUAAUAGCGGAUGGGAGUCGUAUUUCAAGAACAAGCCGGAUAAGCCAGUUAUGCACUACUCAGUUAUUUCUGGAUGGUUUGGUGACCAUAUGCUCAUGCCUCCAGGAAAAUUCUUCACCAUGUUCCAUUUCCUGGAAUAUCCAUUCUCACGUGGUUCAACUCACAUCAAGUCCUCGGAUCCAUACGAUACCCCAGACUUCGACGCGGGCUUCAUGAACGACAAACGUGACAUGGCGCCCAUGGUAUGGGGCUACAUUAAGUCUCGCGAAACGGCAAGGCGAAUGGCAGCGUAUGCCGGAGAAGUGACAGGCAUGCACCCUCAGUUUGCUUACAACUCGGACGCUCGAGCAUAUGACCUUGAUCUCGCAACCACCAAGGCAUAUGCGGGACCAAAUCAUAUCUCCGCAGGCAUCCAGCAUGGUUCUUGGUCGCAGCCGCUUAAAUCUGGAAAGCCAGCCACGUCAACUCAUCUGAACUCAAAUCAACAUGAGGCCCGCGAGGAGAUUGAUUACAGCAAGGAUGAUAUUGCGCACAUUGAGAAAUGGGUCCAACGCCAUGUUGAAACGACAUGGCACUCUCUCGGAACUUGCAGCAUGGCUCCACGGGAGGGUAGCUCUAUCGCCCCACACGGUGGCGUGGUCGACGAACGUUUGAAUGUGCACGGAGUGAAGGGCCUUAAAGUCUGCGACUUAUCUAUCUGCCCUGAUAAUGUGGGCUGCAACACUUUCAGCACGGCCCUGCUUAUUGGAGAGAAAUGCGCUGUUCUGACUGCCGAGGACCUUGGUUAUUCAGGUGCAGCCUUGGACAUGAAAGUGCCUCCGUACCAUGCCCCGGGGGAAUUUGUUAAUCUAUCCCGCCUUUAA